AGGCUCCGCGGCCUUCGAGGGACCGGGAUGAGCCUCACUCGCCUGGCGUUGCGGCGCCGACUGACGCGGCCUCUGCGCCUGCUGGCCGCGGAGGUGCAGUCCUCGGCGGCGCCUGCGAGGGGACAGGCGCACCUCCGCCUCCUCUGCGCCCCCGACGUCGCCCCCUCCUUCCCGACUGCCCCUCGCCUCCUCUGCACGGCGGCCGCGGGGACGCUGGGCGGGAAAGACCACUCACUUGCUUCGCACUGGCCUUCAGCAGCCGAGGUUGUGGAGGCCUCCCCGGGGGCGACGUUCCUGCGGGUCCAGUUCGGCGAUGGGAGCAGCCAUGACUUCCCUUCCUGCUGGCUCAGGGACAACUGCCAGUGCGAGCUCUGCUACGACCACAAGUCCUUCACGAGGAGGCUUGUGCUCGACGACUGGGACCAGGACGACUAUCCGGUCCGUGUGGAGGUGCUGGCUCCUGAAGUGCGGCUGAAGUGGCGCAGCGGCCACGAGAGCCUCUUCCACGGCCGCUGGCUCCGGGACCACGCCUUCGCGGAGUCUUCCCGCGGGAGACAGAGGGCCUUCGCCGCCCUCGCCAAGGACCUGUGGGGACCAGGCUUCACCGUGGAUGCCUUUGAGUUUGCGGAGCUGAUGGAGGAUGAAGCAACUCUCCUGAAGUGGCUGGUCAGCUUGGAGAAGAAGGGCAUCACCCUGAUCAAGAACACGCCUCAGGAGCCCAAAGCUUGCUUCAGCAUCGUCAAUAAAGUUGGCUUCGUUAAGCCCACGCAUUACGGGAUGCAUUACCCCAUCAGGAACAAGGUCGGAGCAAACAGCCUGGCCUACACAGACUCCAGACUGGGCAUGCACAAUGACCUCCCUUACUACCAUCAUGUGCCAGGGAUCAUCUUCCUGCACUGCCUGAUCCAGUUCGAGGGCGCGGGAGGCGAAAACGACCUGGCCGACGGCUUCUACGUGGCGGAGCACCUGAAGCGGCACCACCCGCGCGAGUACCGCCUCCUCACCGAAACCCCCGUCUACUUCUGGAACAAAGGCUCGGCUCUCGUGGCUCAGGAAACCACACAGUUCCACAAGCUGCUCAACAUCCCGCUCAUUGUCGAAGAUCAGGCGGGCCGAGUGGUGCGCGUCAACAACUCCCAGCUGAGGGACUCGCACCUGGACUUACCCCCCGAGACGGUCAGCGACUGGUACCGCGCCCUCCGCCUCUACAACGAGGUCAUGGAACGACUCUCUAUCAGGCUGAAGCUCAACGACGGUGAGACGCUGGUCAUGGACAACACCCGACUGCUGCACGGGCGCACGGCCUACGAGGGGGGGAAGGGGGAGCGCUACAUGGAUCAGACCUACCUCGACUGGGACGAGGCACUCUCUACGCGAAGGGUCCUGCAGGAGAGACUCCGGGCCCACGCGGAGUAACGCCUUGGACAGCGGAGGGAACAGCAGUGAGCAGUGGAGGACGCUCUUUGCGAGAAGUGUAUGCUGAUUCAGUGAUGUUAUAGCUAAUACGAGAGGUGCAGUAAAAGCGACAAAUAAAUGUUUAUUAGGCAU
Molecule: messenger RNA, 1548 nt
Organism: Penaeus monodon (black tiger shrimp)
Lineage: Eukaryota; Metazoa; Arthropoda; Malacostraca; Decapoda; Penaeidae
Product: gamma-butyrobetaine dioxygenase-like
Exons: 9
Coding region: 28-1416 (462 amino acids)
Biological process (GO): carnitine biosynthetic process
Cellular component (GO): mitochondrion
Molecular function (GO): oxidoreductase activity
Source: RefSeq, a predicted model, not a curated record